Molecule: messenger RNA, 1257 nt
Organism: Penicillium pulvis
Lineage: Eukaryota; Fungi; Ascomycota; Eurotiomycetes; Eurotiales; Aspergillaceae
Product: Hsp20/alpha crystallin family protein
Exons: 2
Coding region: 1-1257 (418 amino acids)
Biological process (GO): response to hydrogen peroxide; response to salt stress; response to heat
Source: RefSeq, a predicted model, not a curated record
AUGGCUUCCAUCUACCAACUCAAUCAUCCCCAUUCAUGGGAUCCCUCGGCCACCGGUCUUGAGGAUCACCCUUUCUUCGCGCGUGGAGGUCAUCAUCAUGGCCCACACGCUCACCAUGGACCCCCUGGUCCCCCUGGACCUCCUCCUCACUUCUGGGGCUAUGGAGGCCCUCACCACGGCCACCAUGGCCACCACGGUCCUCCCCAAUUCUGGGGCUGGGGAGGUCCCGGCGAGCAUGGCCCUCGCGGCCGUCGUCACCACCACCGCGGCGAGUGGGAGCACCCCGAGAACAAUGAAGAGGUCGAGGCACCUGCAGAGGAGAACGCCGAGGCAUCUGGGUCCACAGAGAAGAUCCCCGAGACCCACGACAAAGAGGUGGACGCGGGGGAAAAGGCGGCAAGGCCCGUCACGGACACGGGCCUGGCCACAAGGGUGGUCCUGGAUUCGGAGCUUUCGGUGGUCGUGGACAUCACCAUCAUCACGGUCCUUAUGGAGGUCCCGGCCCAUUUGGCCCAUACGGAGGACCUGACGGGUUUGGAGGUCCUGGUCACUUUGGAGGACAUGGUCCUUACGGCCCCCCCUCAUCACCAUGCACACCCCAUGUUCGGCUUCGGCGGUCCGAUGGGCGGAAAGGGCCACAAGGGCCACAAGGGUCCCAAGGGUCCCAAGGGAGGACGUCGUGGCCGUGGGAUGCGCGGCGGUGGUCCCGAUAAGCACUUCAUGCGCCAACUGAGCGCAUUUUUUGGAUUUCCCCUCGGCCAGAACGAUGUUGAUUUCCAGCCAUCGGUUGAUGUCUUCGAUACCCCAGUCAACUACAUUCUGCACGUCUCCCUACCCGGUGCGAAGAAGGGCGACCUGAACAUCGACUAUGAUGCCGAAGAGUCCGUUAUUCGUCUGACCGGUGUUAUCCACCGACCUGGUAUGGACGAGAACCUGCACCAGGCUCUGGUGAUGGAAGAGCGAGCCCGCGAGGUGGGUGUUUUCGAGCGCGAGAUUCGUCUUGGUACGCGCCACGCUCCGGCUCGCGUUAUUGUUGACGGUAUUGUCGCCAAGCUCGAGGAUGGUGUUCUGACCGUGACUAUCCCCAAGAUUGAAGAACUUGAGUCAAAGAAGGUUCUUAUUGAAGAUGGCGAUGUUCUGGAGAAAGAUGCUAUGGUGAUGGAUGAGCAUGUGAGUCGGACUAUCACUCCUGGCGAGUCGGAGGAAAGCGAGUCCGAGGAAGAGGCACGCGAGUACGUCAAGAUUGCGGUGCAGUAA